Didymosphaeria variabile is the source of this 792-nucleotide messenger RNA. RefSeq lists its product as uncharacterized. The record is from RefSeq and is a predicted model, not a curated record. Gene Ontology annotation, molecular function: copper ion transmembrane transporter activity. Bases 1 to 792 code for a protein of 263 amino acids. Lineage: Eukaryota; Fungi; Ascomycota; Dothideomycetes; Pleosporales; Didymosphaeriaceae. Gene Ontology annotation, cellular component: membrane. Gene Ontology annotation, biological process: copper ion transmembrane transport. The transcript has 2 exons.
AUGGAUCCCGAAAACCGACCCUCGAUAGGGACAGCCGGAACUUCCUUUGAGAUGUUCACGGACUGGGCUUUGAGAUCGUCAACAAGUUAUGGCAUCACUAUCGUGCUACUUUUUACUCUGGGGCUCCUCGGACGAUUCCUCGGUGUGGUGAAGUUUCAACUUGAGCGCUUAUGGAAAACGACGGAACGAAAAACAAUAGGUCAUGAAGAUUAUGUCGGCCUUCAUGACGUUGCAAAUGGAGAAGCCCAACCACUCAGACCGGACGGUUCACUCGUAACAAACGAGAAGCGUAAUUUUGUGGGACAUUUUUGGGUAGCAGACGAAGGUCGUAAUGUGAAAGAGGACGGGAUUCGGGCACUAUUGGAAUUCGCAAGAGCGAUCAUCGCAUAUAUACUCGUUAUAUCCAACCCAGCGCUUAAUUUUGUCGUGAUCGUGAAUCCAAACAGCGGGCCUGGAUCGGAGCCUUGGUGGCCGAACGCAGACUAUAUUCGCGAAAUUCCGAAGUUGAACGCCCAGCCCAACGUACGAACCGUAGGCUAUGUGAGCACAGCGUACUGCAAGCGAACCAUUGAGGAAGUCUUCACAGACAUCGAUCGAUAUGCAACUUGGGCUGUGGAAGAUGGAGUCUUAGAUUUGGGUAUCAACGGGAUUUUCUUUGAUGAAACACCCAAUAUUUUCACAAAUGAGGUGAAGGACUAUCUUGGAGCUAUCACAAGGAAAGUGAAGGAGUCCAAACAGCGGCUCGGUGAUAGACUGGUUUGUUCUUCCGUACCGGUCAAAGUGGACGGCUAA